GCUGCCGCCGCCGCAGCCUCAGUCAGUCAGUCAGUCCCCAGCAAUGGCGGAAGGAGGUGAGCGAGAGGAGCUGCUCUCGCCGUCGCCGGUCUCCCCAGCCAAGCGGCUGUGCUCGUGGCCCAGCCCGCCGCCUCACUACCCUCGCGGUUCGUCCGGGACGGUCAGCGGCGGGGCAGGGGGCGUCGGCGGUAGCUGCCUGACCCCUGGGGCCCGCCCCCACCUGCAGCCCGAGUCCUUGCUGGACUGCGCCGCCAAGACAGUGGCGGAAAAGUGGGCGUACGAGCGGGUGGAGGAGCGCUUCGAGCGGAUCCCGGAGCCCGUGCAGCGCCGCAUCGUCUACUGGUCCUUCCCGCGGAAUGAGCGGGAGAUCUGCAUGUACUCCAGCUUUCAGUACCGGGGUAGCUCCGGCGCUGGCGCUGCUGGUGGCGCCGCGGGGACUUCGCCGGCCGAGGAGGGGCCGCCGCCGCCCCCCGGGGCCGCAGCUCCGGCCGGCCCCGCCCCCGGGGCUGCCGCGGUUGGGGCGUCCCCGGGACUGGGCGCAGGAGCCAGCGCGGCCGGCGGCGGCAGCGGCGAGGGGCUGCCCUUCCGCCGGGGCAUCCAUCUGCUGGACAGCGGCUCCGUGGAGAACGUGCUGCAAGUCGGCUUCCAUCUGAGUGGCACAGUAACUGAGCCAGCCACAGCUUCCGAACCAGCAAUGACUUACAAAGUUGCAAUCAGUUUUGAUCGAUGCAAAAUUACUUCAGUGACAUGUGGCUGUGGGAACAAGGACAUAUUCUACUGUGCGCACGUGGUAGCACUCUCACUCUACAGAAUCCGUAAACCAGACCAAGUUAAAUUGCGUCUUCCUAUCUCAGAAACCCUUUUCCAGAUGAACAGGGAUCAGCUACAAAAGUUUAUUCAAUAUUUAAUCACGGCACACCACACCGAAGUUCUUCCUACUGCACAGAAACUGGCAGAUGAGAUUCUAUCCUCCAACUCAGAAAUCAACCAAGUGCAUGGUGCCCCUGACCCCACAGCUGGGGCCAGCAUUGAUGAUGAGAACUGUUGGCAUUUGGAUGAAGAGCAGGUGAAAGAACAAGUGAAGCUCUUUCUUUCCCAGGGUGGUUACUAUGGCUCUGGAAAGCAACUCAACUCAAUGUUUGCCAAGGUUCGAGAGAUGCUGCGGAUGAGAGAUUCCAAUGGAGCCAGGAUGUUGACACUUAUAACUGAGCAGUUUAUGGCUGACCCACGUCUCACACUCUGGAGGCAGCAAGGAACAAGCAUGACAGACAAGUGCAGGCAACUCUGGGAUGAGCUAGGGGCCCUAUGGGUGUGCAUCAUUUUAAAUCCACACUGCAAACUGGAGGAAAAAUCCUGUUGGCUGCUGCAACUACAGAAGUGGAGUGAUCUUGAUGUCUGUCCCCUGGAAGAUGGAAACUAUGGGCACGAGCUGCCCAACAUUACCAAUGCACUUCCCCAGAGUGCCAGUCACAGCCCAGACUCUUUAUCAAGACCAAGACGAACAGUGUUCACUAGAGCCAUCGAAGGCCGUGAACUGCAUUGGCAGGACAGCCACUUACAGCGAAUAAUCAGCAGUGAUAUAUAUACAGCUCCUGCCUGCCAGCGGGAAAGCGAGAGACUACUCUUUAAUUCUCAAGGCCAGCCAUUGUGGCUUGAGCAUGUGCCUACAGCCUGUGCUCGAGUUGAUGCCCUGCGUUCCCAUGGUUAUCCAAAAGAGGCCCUCAGACUCACAGUGGCCAUUAUCAAUACCCUGAGGUUGCAGCAACAGAGGCAACUGGAAAUCUACAAGCAUCAAAAGAAAGAACUGUUGCAGAGAGGAACCACAACCAUCACAAACCUGGAGGGCUGGGUGGGCCACCCACUGGAUCCCAUUGGCUGUCUGUUUCUCACUUUGACUGAGGCCUGCCGCCUGAAUGACUAUGGCUAUCUGGAAGUGUCAGAUAUGAGUGAAAGCAGAACCCCUGUGUACCAGCAUGUACCUGUAGCUGCAGGCUACCCAAACAGCAGUGAGUCCUACCUGUCAUUGGCUCUCGAAGUUGCUCUGAUGGGAAUGGGUCAACAGAGGGUGAUGCCUGAAGGCCUCUACGCACAGGACAAGGUGUGCCGUAAUGAGGAGCAACUCCUGAGUCGACUCCAGGAGCUGCAGCUGGACGAUGAACUAGUGCAAACACUGCGAAAACAGUGCAUCUUACUGCUAGAAGGAGGUCCCUUCAGCGGUCUGGGAGAAGUCAUCCACCGAGAGAGCGUGCCCAUGCAUACCUUUGCCAAGUAUUUGUUCUCAGCUCUGCUGCCUCAUGAUCCAGACCUGUCCUAUAAAUUAGCCUUACGUGCUAUGAGGUUUCCGGUUCUAGAAAACUCAGCUUCUGCAGGUGACACUACCCACCCUCACCAUAUGGUGUCUGUGGUACCCAGCCGUUACCCUCGCUGGUUCACGCUUGGACAUUUGGAAUCACAGCAGUGUGAACUGGCCUCCACCAUGCUGACUGCUGCCAAAGGGGAUACUCUGAGGCUUCGAACAAUCCUGGAAGCAAUACAGAAGCACAUCCAUUCUUCCUCCCUCAUCUUCAAAUUGGCUCAGGAUGCAUUCAAGAUUGCUACUCCCACAGACAAUAGUACUGACAGCACCCUGCUCAAUGUGGCCCUGGAGCUAGGGUUACAGGUGAUGCGGAUGACCUUAUCGACCCUUAACUGGAGGCGCCGGGAGAUGGUGCGAUGGUUGGUGACAUGUGCUACAGAAGUGGGUGUGCGGGCCCUGGUGAGCAUCUUGCAGAGCUGGUACACGCUCUUCACCCCCACCGAGGCUACUAGUAUUGUAGCUGCCACAGCUGUGUCCCACACUACUAUCCUGCGUCUCAGUCUCGACUAUCCACAGCGGGAGGAGCUAGCUAGCUGCGCCCGCACCCUGGCCCUGCAGUGUGCUAUGAAGGAUCCACAGAGCUGUGCCCUGUCAGCCCUUACACUCUGUGAGAAAGACCACAUCGCCUUUGAGGCAGCCUACCAGAUCGCCAUUGAUGCUGCUGCUGGUGGCAUGACCCAUUCACAGCUGUUCACCAUCGCCCGCUACAUGGAGCUCCGUGGCUACCCGCUACGUGCCUUCAAGUUGGCCUCACUGGCCAUGAGUCAUCUCAACCUGGCCUAUAACCAGGACACCCACCCAGCCAUCAAUGAUGUGCUCUGGGCAUGCGCCCUCAGCCACUCUCUGGGCAAGAAUGAGCUGGCGGCUCUGAUCCCCCUGGUGGUGAAGAGUGUGCAUUGCGCCACAGUGCUUUCAGACAUACUGCGGCGCUGCACGGUGACUGCACCUGGCCUGGCCGGCAUCCCAGGUCGCCGCAGCUCCGGAAAGCUCAUGUCCACAGACAAAGCUCCUCUGCGCCAGCUGCUGGAUGCCACCAUCAAUGCCUAUAUCAACACCACACACUCACGCCUGACACACAUCAGCCCCCGCCACUACGGAGAGUUCAUUGAGUUUCUGAGCAAGGCUCGGGAGACCUUCCUGCUGCCCCAGGAUGGCCACCUGCAGUUUGCCCAGUUCAUCGACAACCUCAAACAGAUCUACAAAGGCAAGAAGAAGCUAAUGCUGCUGGUGCGAGAGCGCUUUGGCUGAAAAAAGCAGACAGCUCACCACCAGGGCAGGCUGGGCUCCCAGGCUCCAUCAGGUCAGGCCAAGGGCACUGAAACAUUUGUCCCCCUGAGGACUCUGAGUACCUGUGAUUGAAACCAAAGGACCACAGGGCUAAGGAUGGGGAGAGUCCAACUCUAGCCAAUAUGGUUGCCUUGGGAAGGUUCUCACUACAGCCCACUGUUCCUGGGGGAGCUGGGCCCUGCAGAUCGAUCAGAAACCCCACAACAUGCCACCUCGCACCCCUAUAUCCUGCAUUUCCUGGGCAUUGGCCCUCUCUCCCUUGGCAAACACAAACACAGUUCCGUCUCAGGGAUUGCUUAACCAGAGAAGCAGAAGCAUUUAUGGUACUGUAAAUACUAUACUAUAUGUGUUGCCAGUGACAUUGUAAAGUUGUAACUAUUUAUAAUUCUGGUUCUAAUUUGAAGGGCACUUGAAGUAGCCGUGGGUGGGAGGAUAGGCUGGUUGAAAGGAGGUCUUUUGUUUUCUGAGGAGAUUCACAACCAUUUCUCAGGUUUCCCUUAUAGAGUGUAUGCUCUUGGCCAUGGAAGAGUGGGGGCAGUGGGGAGAAAAAUGGCCAGUUGGAAUAAUUCCCUAGUCUAGUCUAUGCAGAAACCCCAGCCUGCAGACAGGCAUCUGUAGCCCAGAUGUGGGUGAGGGGCAGAGGCCAGGACUUAGGCUUUUGGCUCAUGAAGCCAUGAGGACACUAAAGCUCCUGUUCCUGCUCCUGCCUUACACAGCUUCUUGGGAGCCUGCUGAGCACCUGAGAAGCAAGUGCAGGGAGAAGAUGAGACCCUGGGGUCUAGGAAGCCAUUGAGCUCAUGAUAUACAUCUACUCUGGUCACCUUUAUGUUAGAGAGCUUAUUGUUUAAUCUCUGAUUGUGUAUGCGUGUGAUUAUCUGCGUGGCCAAAUACGUGUCUGUGUGCACAAAUAUCUGUGCAUGCCUGUCUGUAUGUGCACAUAUAUGUAUGUGUACCUGUAUCCGUUCUGCAUGUGUCUGUAUACAUGUAUGAAUACAUGUAUGUGUUGGACUGUGGAUGUGAGGAGGUAUACAUUUGCAUACAUAUGUGAAUCUGUAUGUGUAUAAAUGCACUUAUGUUGGUAUGUGUAUGCAUGUUUAGUGUGUGUGUAUCUGGGCACACAUAAGUGCACAUGUGUAAACAUGUUUAUAUCUGUGUGUAUGCCUGCUGUUCAUGGAUGUGUCUUUAUGUGUAUAUAUUUCUACAUGUACUUAUGUCUGCGUACUCAUGUUUGAGGGUCUACAUGAAUGUGUCUCUUCUGUCUUUGCCAGAUUUCUCUUCCUUAUUCCUCUCUGUCUGUCUCACCAGCUAAACUUUUCCCCUGUCUCUGCGCCUCCUCUAUUCACCAUUCUCUCUCGCCAGCAACCUUCUAAGCACCAGUCUCUCUCUGCCCAAAAACUGGCUGCUUGAGCUCCAGUUCUCUUCUCACUCCAUACUUGCUUUCUUCCCCUGCCUUUCUACCUCAAGCUUCCUCUGCCUGCUUUUGUCAGUCCCCCUGGUCCCUGAUUUGGAGGCUAGGGCUAGAAUGCAUUUGGCCUUCCCCUUCCUAAUUUCUAGUCCUACUGGACUACUUGUUUCUUAGCUCUGGCAGACCUCCACAGUGUACCAUGUUCCUGCUACCUGCCUGUCCCCUCUUCUCAAUAUGGAAUGUUUAUAGGAGGUAGCAAGGGACAUUCAGAAGAGUCAUUUGGAUACCAGUGUCUUGUGUUUACUGUUUCAUGUCUUAGUUUCUGAGUAGGGGGUGGGGUGUUAGAGGGAAGGGUGGCAUAGCUAGAGUGUGAACUAAGGACCUCACUGUCUGCUUUAUUUUCCUUUCUUUGACAAGCUGUUUGUCACCCCUCUUUGCUCCAAACUGACCAAUAAGUUGUAUUUACUGUUUGUGGCUACUUAAGUCUUAGUAUCCAGCCGUGGGUCCCUACAACCUCUAGGCCCAAUGGGUUGUUAAAAAAAAAAAAGAGAGAAGCCACUCCCAUUUCUGUAUCACGAUUACCUUUUUUUAGCAAAUGUGUGAACUCACAGUGCUUUUCUAUGACUAAAUCAUGGAUCACAGAAAAGAUAAUUUUUCUAAAAGCAGAAAUUGCAUUCUCUUAAUAAACGAGGCCCUUCUCUCUCUCCGCAUUGCCUGGCUGGGACAGGUUUCCAGUUGGGCCUGUAACACAGUGCGUUCCUGGUGGUCUGAGAUGGGGGAUGACAAA
Molecule: messenger RNA, 5835 nt
Organism: Loxodonta africana (African savanna elephant)
Lineage: Eukaryota; Metazoa; Chordata; Mammalia; Proboscidea; Elephantidae
Gene: ZSWIM5
Product: zinc finger SWIM-type containing 5
Exons: 14
Coding region: 44-3604 (1186 amino acids)
Cellular component (GO): Cul2-RING ubiquitin ligase complex
Molecular function (GO): zinc ion binding
Source: RefSeq, a predicted model, not a curated record